AUGACCCCCACACCUCCAUGGAUGCUCUUUGCCUUGUUCUUGUUGAGGAGCACUUUGGCGUCUCCAUUCCUGCUGCCUCCAGACACCCCUGCCCCGGCUGAACCUGCCCCAACCAGACCCACCCCGCGGCCGGACCCCUGUGAGGGAGAGCCCUGUCUGAACGCUGGAUCAUGCCUGGCCCUCACCUCGGCUGGGCCCGUACAAGGCACCUGGGACUACGCCUGCUCCUGCCGCCCGGGAUACGUCGGGCGCAACUGUGAGUUCUUCACAGACCCAUGUGCCAGCAGCCCUUGUCUCCAUGGCAACUGCAGCCAUAGUGACGGCGAUGGUGGAGUCUUCACCUGUGAGUGCAGCGAUGGAUACGAGGGGGUGAGGUGCGACCAGAUCCUGCUCGACCUCCCGCCCGCCGAAUGGGAGCCGCAAGAACUCGCCACCCCGGUCGCCCCGACAACUCCAGCCGCCACUCAGCCCCCACAACCAACCACAGUGGCCUCCACCACCCCGCCUGCCCCGCCCACUCUGCCACCAUGGCAACCCAAGGCCGGACAGAGGAUGCUGGUGGUGCCCUGGGAAUCAGGCAGGGUGACUGAGGGCCUCCACUGUUUGAGCCCUGAGCUGUGUGAGCUGACAUCUGGAACGCUCACUCUGGCUCUGGAGGUCCCCGAGGAGACCGCCGUCAAGUAA
Knipowitschia caucasica is the source of this 684-nucleotide messenger RNA. Lineage: Eukaryota; Metazoa; Chordata; Actinopteri; Gobiiformes; Gobiidae. The record is from the annotation of a GenBank genome assembly.